GAGGAUUCGGCAUCCCGAAUAUUUCCUUGACACAUUGCCGUAUUUAUUUGUUCCAAGUUUAUGAUUCCUCAAAGAUUUCACGAUGUCAAACAUGACUGGUGUAUUCGACUUAGAGCUAACAGAAGACGGCGGACGAACAGAGGAUGUGUCAGAUGAGGAGUAUUUUGAAGCAGAUGAGAGCAGUGGCCGCCAACAGGAGUAUGGUGGUGAUGGCCUGCCAAAUGAAGAGAUCAUGGAGACGAUAGAGCUGUCAGCCCAAACAGUCAAUCCCAGUAAUGUGCGGAAGAUCGGCAGAGAGCGAUUUGAGAUCAUAAGUCUACUUGGAAAAGGUGGCUAUGGAAAGGUGUUAUUGGCGGAGAUGCUGGACGAGUCCAAGAGCAAGUACGACCCUCCCAGGCUGUAUGCCAUGAAAGUCCUCAAGAAGGCCACCAUCGCCAGAAAUCAGAAGGACACCGCCCACACAAGAGCAGAAAGGAAUAUUCUGGAGGCUGUCAAACAUCCUUUUAUCGUGGAUUUGCACUACGCCUUCCAGACGGACGGAAAGCUGUACCUCAUUCUGGAGUACUUACCUGGUGGUGAGCUCUUCACACACCUGGAGAGAGAGGGCAUCUUCAUGGAGGAUAUGGCCAGCUUCUACCUGGGAGAAAUCUUACUUGCCAUUGAACAUCUGCACACGCUGGGUGUCAUUUACAGAGAUCUGAAACCCGAGAACGUACUGUUAGAUUGCAAAGGUCAUAUCAAGCUCACAGAUUUUGGCCUGUGUAAAGAAAGUAUCUCACUGGGUGAAGUCACUCACACAUUCUGUGGAACCAUUGAGUAUAUGAGUACUAUAGACAAGAUUCUCAGAGCGAAACUAAGUCUUCCCCCGUAUUUGACGAAUGAAGCACGGGCGCUUUUGAAGAAGCUGUUGAAGAAGAACCCGUCUGAUCGUCUUGGAAGCGGCCCUGAUGAUGCAGCGCCUAUCAAGAGCCACAUGUUCUUUCGUCACACCAACUGGGACGACUUACUGAACAAGAGAAUAGAACCACCCAUCAAGAUCGGUGUUACCAGUGCCUAUGAUGUAAGCCUGUUUGACACCAAGUUCACCAAGCAGACGCCCUGUGAUUCCCCGGUCGACAUGACGGUCUUCAGUCCCAGCAUCAAUAUCUUUGAUGGUUUCACAUACGUGGCCCCGUCUGUGCUGACGGAGAUGGCCACCCAGCCCUGGAUCUCCGAGCGUGGGCCUCGCUCGCCCCGCAAGAGCUACAAGAAUGAAAGCCUACUGCUCAACAACGGGCUGGAGGGCUUCUACCAGGCCAACGCGGCGGCCGCCCACGCCAUUGCCACCCAGCGAGGCAACCACCCGGGCCACGUGAACCAGGGACCAACCACGGUGGUGGCAUCGUCGCGGGCCGUCAACGGCUACGACACCUCGGCGCAGGAAGACAUGGACACCUCGGGGGGAGCAGCGGCCGCAGCGACCGCCUCAACGUCGGGAGGCGGCAUGACGUCAUCGCAGGGCGGAGCCACGGGCGGCGUGCACCACAGGCCUUAAUCAGAGGAAUGCAGGCAGAGGGAAGUAGACUACACACAGUAACUGGACACAAGAGGGAGGUGCUUCCCCCCCGGCCUUCUAAGAUGUUAUAAAUAUUCAUUAACUUAAUUAAUUAUGUGUCCCUUGUCGACAUGCACUCAUGAUAUAUGUGCAUGCGUCUUUGUGAAUGAUUCUGCCAGUCUCGUAGGAUAUGAACGCAGGGCGGUCCUGAAACGAUAUUAAUUAAGUCACGGCAUAAUUGUGGGUGUGUCGCUGUGCUCUGCUUUAAAUGCGUGGUUGAUUGCUUUGUGCAUUUGCAUGUGUGUAUGUAUGUAUGUAUGUAUGUAUGUAUGUGUGUAUUUGUUUAUGUAUGUAUGUAUGUAUGUAUGUUUGUUUAUGUAAGUAUGUAUGUAUGUAUAUGUAUGAAUGUAUGUGUGCGAUAAUAUUUCAGUUGACUGCACAAGUUAUGAAAUGACGACAUAUUAAUUUGUAAAAAGUUUUUCCCUUGCCUAACCUCAUUUGAAGCAAGCCUGAUGUGUUUGAUGUUUGUGUUCAUGCCUGUGGUGUGCACAUGUGUAUGCGCGCUCAUACGACCUUAUGCAGUUGCGAGCACCGUAAAACUCUUGACUAAACAUAUGUGUGUGGGUAGAUGGAUGGGUAAAUUGAUCUAUGUAGAUAUGUGUCAACACAUACGUGUCCCUGUCGUUAUAUGCAAGAAAAAUUCUGAAAUUUUGCCAACUGGGCCCGAAAAUGUGAAAUUAUUAGAUUCUGUUAACUUUAACAAAGAAUGAUAACGGAAAACAAUCAGAAAUUACGCAAAAAAUGAUCAAAUUUUGCUAAAUUAUGCGGGGUGCAUAAAACCACGGGGACAGGUAUAUGUACACAGUGCAUGUGUGUACAUUGUCAAAGGCAGGGCAGAAGCCGUAUGAUACUAUAAUUGAUAGCUUUUAAGGACAAGCGGGCUAACCCAUAUUUUGGGAGUUUCCAGGAAUCUUGGCCUACUCCUAAAGGAGGAAUUGCCCUACCUAUAGGAGAAGUUUGGGUUCAUUGGUGUGUAUAUUGGUUUGGUUAUAGAGAAAACUCUCCUUGUCUUUUAAAGAAACUGAACAAAGGGCAAAAACCUUACCUUCGGUUCUCUC
This is a messenger RNA of Aplysia californica (California sea hare), 2652 nucleotides long. RefSeq names its product S6 kinase. Gene Ontology annotation, molecular function: ATP binding; protein serine/threonine kinase activity. Lineage: Eukaryota; Metazoa; Mollusca; Gastropoda; Aplysiida; Aplysiidae. The record is from RefSeq and is marked provisional. Gene Ontology annotation, biological process: signal transduction; protein phosphorylation.